AUACUGAAGGAGUUAAAGGAUGAGGAAUGGGACAUGGGGAAUAUCGUCUACACGCUGACCAAUAGGAGGAAGGGCGAAGGCUUUAUCGGCUAUGCUGAGAGCCACGACCAGGCUCUGGUAGGUGAUAAGUCCCUGGCCUUCUGGCUGAUGGAUAAAGAGAUGUACACCAACAUGAGUUCCCUGAUCCCCAUGACUCCCGUCAUCGACCGAGGCAUCCAGCUACAUAAGAUGAUCCGCCUCCUCACACACGCUCUGGGGGGAGAAGGCUACCUCAACUUCAUGGGUAAUGAGUUUGGCCACCCAGAUUGGCUGGACUUCCCCAGGAAGGGUAAUGGUGAGAGUUACCAGUAUGCCCGUCGUCAGUACAACCUGUUAGACCCUGACAACAACCUACGCUAUACACAGCUUUACGCUUUUGACAGAGACAUGAACCUCACGGAGGACAAAUAUGGAUGGCUGGCCUCCCAGAAGGUGUUGCUGACCACGGCGGACGAGAAGGAUAAAGUGAUCGUGUUUGAAAGAGCCAACGUUAUGUUUGUUUUCAACUUCCACCCCAGUAACAGCUACAGUGACUACCGCAUAGCAGCCGGCCCGAACGGGAAGUAUCCUUCAUUACCGAGGGGCGCUGGGACAUACACACACACACACACACACUGGGACACACCUGUCGCAGUGACAUCGUCAACAUUCUAUUGUCAUCAUGGCAUCAAUCUUGUCGUUAUGAAAAAGUAUGAACACACCAACUACAGUCUGUAUGACAUCACCAACUACAGUCUGUAUGACAUCACCAACUACAGUCUGUAUGACAUCACCAACUACAGUCUGUAUGACAUCACCAACUACAGUCUGUAUGACAUCACCAACUACAGUCUGUAUGACAUCACCAACUACAGUCUGUAUGACAUCACCAACUACAGUCUGUAUGACAUCACCAAACUACAGUCUGUAUGA
This is a messenger RNA of Oncorhynchus gorbuscha (pink salmon), 951 nucleotides long. Its product is annotated as 1,4-alpha-glucan-branching enzyme-like. The transcript is spliced from 5 exons. NCBI's taxonomy places the organism in Eukaryota, Metazoa, Chordata, Actinopteri, Salmoniformes, Salmonidae. Gene Ontology annotation, biological process: glycogen biosynthetic process. The annotation marks the transcript as partial. The record is from RefSeq and is a predicted model, not a curated record. Gene Ontology annotation, molecular function: cation binding; 1,4-alpha-glucan branching enzyme activity. Gene Ontology annotation, cellular component: cytoplasm.